This is a messenger RNA of Didymosphaeria variabile, 786 nucleotides long. RefSeq lists its product as uncharacterized. Bases 1 to 786 code for a protein of 261 amino acids. Gene Ontology annotation, cellular component: cytoplasm; nucleus. Lineage: Eukaryota; Fungi; Ascomycota; Dothideomycetes; Pleosporales; Didymosphaeriaceae. The record is from RefSeq and is a predicted model, not a curated record. Gene Ontology annotation, biological process: calcium-mediated signaling. The transcript is spliced from 2 exons. Gene Ontology annotation, molecular function: calcium-dependent protein serine/threonine phosphatase regulator activity; nucleic acid binding.
AUGGCUACCAGCAUACCAUCACCGCAGCGGUCGCGCACUUCCUCACGAUCCAAAUCGCCACUUUCGCUGGACCUUUCAGAUCUGCCACCACUGGUGCAACCGUCUCCGCCUUCGAACACACUCAUAAUCACAAACCUUGUUGAGCCCGAGAUCUUCCACCCUUCAAACCUCGUCCAAAUACGCCAAACCAUCAAUAACUACGCACCUAUCCACACCUGGGCACCUCUCAAAUCCUUCAAGCGCGUCGUCGUUUCUUUCUUCGAUGUUGAAUCCGCAAUCACGAUCCGGCAAAAGGUGGACGGCGAGCAGAUUAUGGGCUGCCGUGUACGGGCGUACUUUGGCUUGAACACACCGCUAAACCCAAGCGACCAACAUUUGCCCCUUCCGAAGUCCGACAAGCUGUUCUUCAUAUCGCCACCACCAUCGCCUCCUAUGGGCUGGGAAAUGCGCAACGAGGAUGCGCCCAAUCAAAUAGUGCAUGCGGAGGAUCUGGCGGAGGCUUUGGCGAAGCUACAUGCGGACCACCGGGAGCUUCCUACACCAACGGACGAUGAGUUUAGCCCUAGUGCUAAGAGACGGAGGACCGGCAGCUCCGCGAUAAUUUACCAUCCUGAUGACCAUGGCGACAGCCCGAACCUUCCGGCCAUUGCUGUCGAAGACACGACUGCGAGUCCGACGAUCAUGACACCAGAUGCGAUGGAGGGCAUAGAAGGCCCGAUCUCCAUCCAGAAGGCCCAAGGGAAGUUCGUCUCGACGUCGAGACCUCCUGUGGAGUUGAUGCACUGA